Molecule: messenger RNA, 5199 nt
Organism: Acanthaster planci (crown-of-thorns starfish)
Lineage: Eukaryota; Metazoa; Echinodermata; Asteroidea; Valvatida; Acanthasteridae
Product: carboxypeptidase D-like
Biological process (GO): protein processing; peptide metabolic process
Molecular function (GO): metallocarboxypeptidase activity; zinc ion binding
Source: RefSeq, a predicted model, not a curated record
UGGUUACGAACUAGACUGUACAGUUGUGUACUCGACUCGGAUACUAACGUUGCCGUACCGCGAUUACAGUUAGGUGGUAGGUGAUGGAAACAUAUGUUUAAGAUUUGACCGUCUGAACAACAUUAAAUCGCAGUUGAAAUCUGACAGUUAAUCGGUAGUCCCGCUGUUCGGCCCCCUCUUUUCUUUCUUUCCCCCUGUUUCUGUCCUUCGAGAUGAAAUCCCUGCUGACAUUUCUCGUCCUUCUCGGUGUUGUCUUCGGAGCCGAUGACAUCUUCCCGGAUGAUGCUUAUGUGUUUCAACAUCACACGCAGAAGGAGUUGAAGCAAGUUUUGGAUGAUACUCACGAGGAAUGCCCCGACAUAACCAGGGUGUACAGUGCUGGCAAAAGUGUAGAUGGAGCUGAGUUAUGGGUGAUUGAAAUAACCGACUAUCCUGGAGAACAUGAGAUUGGUGAACCUGAAUUCAAAUACAUUGGCAACAUGCACGGUAAUGAAGUGGUGGGCCGCGAGAUACUGCUGGUUCUCAUCCCUUAUCUCUGCAAGAUGUACAAUUAUGGAGAUCCUGAAACCAGGCAGCUGGUCGACAACACCAGGAUCCACAUUAUGCCAUCCAUGAAUCCGGAUGGGUAUGCUAAGGCUUACCAGAAGGUUGUUGUGGAAGAUGAUCCGGAUUGGCUGACCGGUCGUGCCAAUGCUCAUGACAUCGACCUGAACCGUAAUUUCCCCGAUUUGAUCAAAUACCUGUACCACAACACCAAAAACCACGAUUUCUCACGGAUCUUUGGCAAGAACAACCACAUCGCAGCAGUCAUGGAAGAUAUCCAACACGAGCUCGAACCAGAGACUGUUGCAGUCAUGGAGUGGCUUCAGGAGUAUUCUUUUGUGUUAUCAGCCAACCUCCACGGUGGGGAUCUUGUAGCCAACUACCCGUUUGAUUCCAGCUUCAACGGCAGCACACAGUACCAAGCUUGUCCUGAUGAUGAAAUGUUUGUCAAGCUUGCCUCUACCUACUCAGAGGCUCAUGGUAAGAUGUCGGACGAAAACAGGAAGUCGUGCGAUGGCAAGGGCGGCCCAACAUUUGAUGAUGGAAUUACCAACGGCGCUGCAUGGUACCCGCUCAAUGGAGGCAUGCAAGACUAUAACUACCUCCAUACCAACUGCUUUGAGCUCACACUGGAACUGGGAUGUGACAAGUUUCCGUCGGAAUCCAAACUCAAAGGCUUCUGGGAGGACAACAAGCCAGCGCUACUACAAUAUAUCAAGAUGAGCCAUGCUGGAAUCACGGGCUUGGUGACUGAAUAUGAUCCAUACGGAGUGGGAGUUGGGAUUGAACAUGCUACCAUCUCGGUGGAGGGUAUCACCCACGAUGUGACCACAGACAAGGGAGGUGACUACUGGCGUCUGCUGACUGCCAACGCAGACGGCUCCCCACGCCACUACAAGGUCCGAGCGUCGGCGCUGGGCUACAUACCCUCCGAGCCACAGGUCUGCACCGUGUACGAUGACAUGCAAGCCACUCAGUGCAACUUUGUUCUGGAGCGUGACAACACGAUUCCGGAGCUGUCUCCGAAGGAGCUAGAGUUACUCAUGAAGGAACUUGAAAACUAUAUCUAAGAAAACAACAGGUAUAAGAAAUCAUUCUCCAAAGCACACCUUGAUGUACAUCGUGACUUCAUUAGUUUCUGAAACGGUUACAUGUACACCAGUGCAUUUAAACAAGUGAUGGGAAGAGUUAUAGUAGGACCCAUGAAGAUGGAAUCUAGAAUAAAUUGGCGCAAUUUAUUCCACUAUUUCUGUCACAGAAUAACUUCAUAGAUAUGGAGGCGCGGCCCAAAAUCUUAAACCUGGGGCACGUCUAAAACCUUGAUCAGCUAAACCAAUAAAUGAAACUACUGAAGUGUGAUAAAUCAAUGGUCACAUCUUGAGAACUUGCUUAAAUUAGGGUUAAAGGUAUCACAGUAAUUUUAAUGGUAUGUAAAUGCCACCUUGGAUCUUUAUAUCGGAAUUGAUAUUUUAGGAAAAAAAAGGUCAUUUUUAUUAUACAUCCAGAUACUGAUAUUUUUUAGAAGACGACUGAGUAUUGAUGAGAGAAGCGUGGGAAAGAGAUGAGAGUUCAGGGGGCGGGGGAUGACUUGUUGGAUUGAAAAUAUUCAGUUUGCAGAUUUUAAAAAAGAAUUGGAACUAUACCGAUCACGGAUACACACUAAUGGUAUGAUCAAUGCAUGGUGUGCAUACCACACAGAGAACGAGUAACUGUCAUGGAUAAUUUUUUUGUUGUGUGUCGGUGAGUUUAGACUAUCAGAGCAAUAUACAUGUAGAGUGCUUCGUUCCGUAAUCCAUCGUAAUUGGCAUGAUUGUGUAUAAAUGUAGAAGAAAAGAAGUCGAUUCACAGUCAUUUGUAAGAAGUGACCGGUAAUCAGUAGUCGUCGUUGUCGGAUGGUUCUGAACUCAGGAUGAUAUGUUUGGAAUUCUUCCAUUAGAUGUGAAAGUACGUGUAUCAUUUUCUUCAGUUUGAAGAUUUUCAUCGACAGUACAUAUUGAUAAGCCCUGGUUGCUUCCAACGGAGUACGUGUAGUUUACUUAUAUCAGACCGAUGAAGCUGAAAGUGGAAAUGUUCACUAUGCACCGUUAUGUCCCACAGCCUAACGGCCAUUGGCCCAACCCAGUAUGAAUGACGACGUGGCCCUGACCACCUGGACUUGUACACAAGUCAGUAUGAAAUCCAGAUGCAGCUGAAAAUUUCCCCUCAAAGUUUAAAGAAUAAAUCCAUGGAAUGGAUUCCAUGUUAUCACUGUCUGAUUGAGAAUUGCUCGUGAUCAGGGCCAUUUCAUUGUUAAGUAGUUAAUCUUAUUUGUAAUUCUAGUAGCGAUUUGACCACUGUAAUGUUGUGAACGUUAGACUCGGUGCGAUAAAUGUAUGUGUAAUUCACAAAGACUGUACCACCUUGAACUUUGAUGUAGUUUGAAUUUUUGGGCAGAGGUUGUUUUCAAGACCUGCAGGUAUACAGUUCCCUUCUGGACUUAGCAGAAGUAGAGAGGGGCCAUUCCAUGGGGUUGGGGCACAAUUUGUGACGGUGUCCCUGUUACAUGGGUAACUUUUGCCACCUGUCAUGACCUGUAGAGUUGGUCAUUUACUCUGUAAAAAUAACACACACCUCUGUAUUCAGCCCUGCAACAUGUAUAAUUUGGGAUCCACAUGCAGGAAAAUAGCUGUUCAUUUUACGGAACCCACGUAACAUUGGACACCGUCACAAACUGUGCUCCAACCUCAUGGAAUGACCCACAGACGACCUGUCUUUUGCUUGAAUGCACCAGUGUGUAAUCUGGUGUUUGAGAAGCGGCGUCUAUAAUGGUUGGCAGGAGACACCUGCAGAAGGGUAAGCUUCAUAGGUUUUGCAUUUCUAGUAAUCGGUGAUAAUUGCAUCCCUAGGCUGAUUUGAAGCCAAAUUGACCUCAGCGAUUAAAGCUGUUCAAAAAAAAAAAGAAUGCAGAAUUUUUUUAUGAUGCAAGGUGACUGGGCAAAAUGUGAUGGGCGUAAGCAUCGAAGUUUAUUUGCAGCUGAGCAAAUCAUUAUUUUUUUGCAUGUAAUUUUGAUUGCACUGACUCAGAAUGGAUUUGAAAUUUGGAAGUUCACUGAGAGAUAAUUACUGUAUUAAUGACUGAAGCAUGGUGAUCUUUGCGGAUGUAAUUACAGACUAUUCUAACGUUUCCCCAUUAGUACUUUUUGCUGUGUUCAUGGCAUUACCCGAUUCUUUAUUCUAACUUAAACUGGGCUCUUGCUAACCUAUAAACAGGUUUCCUACCUCUUUUAACAAAGUUCACAACCUUGAUUUUGAUUCAAGGAGUGAUUGGGACUCCGAUGAAAAUUAUUUAUGCCUCUUGAAGUUGAACCUUUAAACUAAGUGCAAUAUCUUUGGUGUCGUUAACGAGGAGUAGUGCUGAGUAGUGUCAAGUAUGCACCUUGUAAUCAGGUUAUGGUACUAACAAAACAGGUGUUAAUGAAUUUGUUCAGGCCUAAAUUUUAUUUCAUUUUAAAUUUGCAGGAGUGAAAUUUAUUUCCUCCAUGUUCUUGCUUGUUUUGGACUGUAUCUAUUGUAAAUCAUAUAAAGGUAUAUUUAUUUUUUUCAAAAUACGAGUAACUCUCUUCUCUGCACACGUGCAUGCAUGUAAGUCUCAAUCAACAUGUUACUUGUAAUGUUGUCAUUGCUGUCACCAGCUUGUACUUAAAAUCAUUCAGCCAAUACAUUCCUAACGUAAUAUUUUCAGCCAGUAUUUGCACUUAAAUAUGUUUGACAGAUUCCAAUAUUCAAGACAAUCUCAGAGUAGUGUUUUCCAUUUGUUGUUUAUACUCACUAGCACAAAAAAGAGGUGUGGCAUUUUGUAAAGAUCUGGUAUUUCGAAGAAAGAAAUAAGAUGACCUAUGACAUAUGAUCAACUUAUGCUACAGGGGUGAGAUUCGUCACGAUUCCAUGAUUUUUCAAACAGUUGCUUUAAAAAUCUGGAAAGUCCUGAGUUUACUGUUCAAGGUGUUUUUACGUAUAUAAAAGUUGAUAUACGUGUAGAAUACAAGGACUAGGUAUUUGUGACUCUGCCAAAAUGGCCCUUGGGCUAAUGUGUGACAAAUUGAUUUGAAGUGAUGCCCAGAGCAUUUUAACAAGGACUAAAUUGAGUAUUUUUGACCUCCGUUGCACAUUCUAUUCCCGAGACACAGUAAAAUUUAGAAUUGAUGUCUGGCAGGUGUACGGAAUAGUCUGUUACGUAAAUGUAGAGAGGCAAAGCAUGACUUGACGGCCUUUUUUGCAGAGUGAGUCACAUUUUAAGGAGUGCCUGGCGGCAACCACAAACAUAUACCAUAGACCCUAUUCUGGUGCGGAGCCUUCAAAACCUCUUGAUUAUUUCAUUUAUAUUUCACAAUCCUCCAGUGACACCCCCCCAUGCUGUCAUAUUCCAUUAUUCUCUACCCUAUUUCUGAUCCUAGCUUAAGUUCCAGAUCUCAAUUUUUCCUAAUUUUAGCACUUACGUACAUCAUACAAGUGCAUUAGUGGUGAUUAGUGGUUGUGCGUGUGUAGUCAUUGUGAAGAAAGUCCUCGAAUUAUUUUCUGUUGUAGAAUUGCAGUGUAUAUUUUGGCUCUAUAUUUUGGUUUCAUCACAAUGUAAUGUCAGUACUCGGUUCUAAUAACAUAUACAUGUACAUGUGUAAA